Insectozyma verbasci is the source of this 1359-nucleotide messenger RNA. The record is from the annotation of a GenBank genome assembly. Lineage: Eukaryota; Fungi; Ascomycota; Pichiomycetes; Serinales; Debaryomycetaceae.
AUGAAAGAAUUAAUACAUAAAAAUGUCCUACCUAAUACUUAUAUACCUUAUAAACAUACAGAUGCUUUGUCACGUUUGUUAAUGUCAGUUUCAAAAGAGUCAUUAUUUAAUAAAUGUAAAUUAUGGCUUAAAUUGAAAAAUACUCAACCUCCCACCCCCAAAGAUUCAUUAUAUACUCAACAAACAAUAAAUAAAAAGAUAUUAAAAGAUAUUGAAUCAUGUGAAUCAGAUCCAGCAUAUUCAAAACGAAAUUUAAUUACGAAAAUAUUGACAGAAUGGUGGUUUAAUGGUUUAAAUUUAUUACAAUUGGCUCAGAUAGAUUGUCAAUCAAUAAUUGAUCGUCCUCACUUAUUCAGUUGGAUAUAUUCAGUUAUAAAAGAUGUAGAUAAGAAUUUAGUUUCAAUUUCAUUAAAUCCAAAAGAAUUUCUAGAUAAUUUAAUUUCAAAAUUAUCAAAAGUUUAUUUUAAUUAUAUUUAUAUUUGUAAACAUCCAAAUUUACCAAUUAUAUUAAUACGUAUUCAAAUUUUUGAUUUAAAUUUAGCAUUGAUUAGAAAAACUUUAAAAGUUAAUACUGUAUCAACAAAACCAUAUAUUUUUGCAAUACCGUUAAAUUCACCAAAUAUAAUUCAUAGUUUAGGUAAUGAUUUAGUUCAUGAUAUAGUUAGGGAAUCAAUUGAAAGAAGCUUACCUCAGAAUUUAAAUAACUUAUUAAGGAUGGAAACUCCUGAAGGACAAACUCCAAUUGCAUCACUAGAAUCUAUUUUUUUAUUAAAAGGUGGUAAUUCAAGAUUUUCGAAUAGUUUGGGUAUUUGGACUCCUUAUGCUGAUGGAACUGUUGAUAUGUUACCAUUAGCAGCUGUUGAGAAACACAUAUUAAUGAAAAAGACAACUGAAGAAAAGAUCAAUACGAAAUAUAUGUCAAAGAAGAAAAUAAAAGAAUUGAAACUUAAAAGGUUGAAGAAAAUUGCAAAUUUGAGGUUUAAAGGUACGUUAAAUGGUAAAUUUCAAUCUGAAAAGUUAUAUGAAGAUAUAGUAGAACCAGAAAAGAAGAAAAGAAAACUGAUCAAAGCUGAAGAAGAGGAGGAUGAGAGUUAUCUUGAUGAUUUUAAAUCAAUUGCUCCUGUUCAAUAUUCUGAAUUUGAUUUACAAGAUAAAGUUAAUAUAAUGAGUGAUCAUGUAACACUGAUUAAAUUUAAAUUAUCUGGUACUGAUGUAUUUGCUGGAUUACAUGAAUUAUCAGUAUUAACAGAAGAUGAAUCAUUAAUGAUAUUAAAUCCAGAGGAGAUUCCUGAUUGGUUAACGGGUGAAGAAAAUUCUACACUGGGAAUUGUACGAAAUGGUAGAUUUAUUAACAAAUAA